Molecule: messenger RNA, 1365 nt
Organism: Eucalyptus grandis
Lineage: Eukaryota; Viridiplantae; Streptophyta; Magnoliopsida; Myrtales; Myrtaceae
Product: gibberellin 2-beta-dioxygenase 6
Exons: 3
Coding region: 1-1365 (454 amino acids)
Molecular function (GO): DNA binding; dioxygenase activity
Source: RefSeq, a predicted model, not a curated record
AUGGGAGGAUCAAGUUCAGCCUCGCCCCUUCUGUCCAACUUCCCCAAAGUCCUCGGCAGUUGCCCUAGCAGCUCCUCCUCCUCUCCAAUCCAGAAUGCCAACAUGGUGACACCCCAGGAGUAUGAGCCCCCAGUGAUAGACCUGAGUCAGUCGUGUGCAGAGGCCAUAUACUGGGCCGCCAAAGAAUGGGGACUCUUCCAGGUGGUGAACCAUGGGAUCUGCAGGGAGCUGCUUGGGAAGAUGAGGAGGGAGCAGGUUAAGCUGUUCGACAACUCCUCCCGCACCUCCCCUGCCCAGUUCUCCUGGCCUGAGGCCUUCCGUGUCCCCCUCGCGAACAUUUAUGCCCGCUCUUGCUACGGCCAAUUCGCCUCUCUCGGAGGAGUGAUGAUGGAGUUGGCCCCCGUCAUGUCUAGGCUAGCCAGGACGCUGGCAGGGGUCCUAGCGAAGAACCUUGGGCAUCGGGGCUACAGCACGUUCAACGAGAGCACGUGUUCCCUCCAUCUGAACCACUACCCGGUGUGCCCGCUCUCGCCGGAGACGUUCCGGCCGGUGAACCAUGCGGACAGUGACUUCCUGACCGUUCUCUACCCGGAUAAGGUAGGAGGCAUCCGGCUCCGCAAGGACUCCCGAUGGGUCGUGUUCAAGCCCAAUCCUGACGCUCUCAUCGUCAGCAUUGGAGACCUUCUUCAGGCGUGGAGCAAUGACGUGUACAGGAGUGUGGAGCAAAAAGUGCAGACAAACAGCGAGGUGGAGAGAUACUCCGUUGCUUUCUCCCUCUGCCCUUCGCCCGAUUCUCAGAUCGGGAGCUGCAGAAAGCCCUCCGUCUACAGAAAGUUCACUUUUGGUGAAUACCGGAAGCAAGUUCAAGAGGACAUCAAAAUAACAGGCAGUAAAGUUGGUCUUUCACGUUUCCGGCUAACGGAAGGGAAUAUAUCAUCUGACGUCUCCACGGAGUUGGCGCUCUACGACGACCCGUGGAAGAUCAGGAAGAAGCUAACGAAAAGCGACCUCGACCAUCUGUCGCGGCUCCUGCUUCCGCCGGACUGCGUGAGGAUCCAUGUGCUCCGGUGGAUGAAGAAGGAAAUGGUGGGCGGGGUCCACAGCAAGGAGGGGAUGGAGGUCAAUGUGAUAAAAGAGCGCACAGAGGGCACAGAGGGCAAAGAUCAGGAGCACCGGCUCGUGUUCCGCUACUGGGCAUCGUCGGGGUGCUACGUGCUGAAUGGUGGCUGGAGCGAGCUGUUCGUCAAUGGGGGAGAUUUGAACGUCGGGGAUGAGAUCGGGAUGUACUGGAACACUAACUCUUGCAAGUUCCACUUUAAGGUCCUUAGGAAGGUUGCUUGCGGCACGAGCAACCCGGCUGCUUGA